AUGGACAGCCAGUGGGCCGAGCUCCUCUCGAGGAUGGCAUCAAAUGCCUUGCGGGACGCCUGCUGCUGCUCCGCCUGUCUCGCGACAACGUCAUCGUCCAGGUGGUCGUCGGCAUUACCGUUGGCCCCAAGCUUGGGGUUAGCGAGCGAGGCUUCCAAGACUGCGGCGAGCUCGCCCGCCGCUGGACGGUCUGCGGCACGCUUCAUCAGCGAGCAUGCGGGGCUGGCGGAGGGGGAGGGGGGGGGGGGGGGGGGGGGGGGGGCGGGGUGCGCGAGCGAGGGCAAAGUGAGGGGUGGGCGGGCAGGGAAGAUAGUGUAG
Chondrus crispus (carragheen) is the source of this 318-nucleotide messenger RNA. RefSeq lists its product as hypothetical. The record is from RefSeq and is a predicted model, not a curated record. Bases 1 to 318 code for a protein of 105 amino acids. The transcript has a single exon. Lineage: Eukaryota; Rhodophyta; Florideophyceae; Gigartinales; Gigartinaceae.